This is a messenger RNA of Mesorhabditis belari, 486 nucleotides long. The record is from the annotation of a GenBank genome assembly. Lineage: Eukaryota; Metazoa; Nematoda; Chromadorea; Rhabditida; Rhabditidae.
AUGGAGAAUUGCCAAUGGGGCACGCUUGGAGCUGCUAUUGAUGCAUCGACCACAAAAUUUCCCACGAAAACGAUCGCUUCCUGGGCAGAGCAAAUUUAUUGGGGACUCGCUCAUAUUCAUGGUCAUCACUUUACCCACCUCAAAAUCAACAUUGAACCAGAAAACAUAUUUGUGACUGAGGAAUUCACGUUGAAACUUGGAGGAUUUGGUGCUGUGGAUACUUCGGAGACACUGCGAUACAAGUGUCCUUACAAGAAAAAUGAAAAUGACCGUUAUGAAAUGCAAAUGAAAUAUGAUAUUCGAGCCACGCAGAAUGAUGCCGUUUACAGUGCGACAUUGGUCGUUUGGGAAAUUAUGGAGGGAAGAGUCGUAUUCGGCGAAACGUAUACACUGAUCAAUGAAUGUCUUCAAGCACAACUACGAGAUCCUUCAACUUGGGGACUUUUGGAAGACGGUAUCGAAUCGAGGAAUCGGCGAAAUAAAGCA